This is a messenger RNA of Didymodactylos carnosus, 925 nucleotides long. The record is from the annotation of a GenBank genome assembly. NCBI's taxonomy places the organism in Eukaryota, Metazoa, Rotifera, Eurotatoria, Philodinida, Philodinidae.
AUGAUAGUCGAGAAAUACCCAACAUGUGAUAAUCAUCAUAAUGAUUUAAUUAAACUGGAGCAAGCAAUUCCCUCUUCAACAACAAUAUUAAAUACAAAAUCUGUCUCAACAAUCGACUUAUCAAAUAAUUUGCUUAAAACAUCGAUGGAACAUAAGAUAAAACAGUUACCUAUAUUUAGUGGAAAAGACAAUGAAAACGUUACAAAAUGGUUAAAUAACAUCACACAAAUAGGUAAGAUGGUGAAUUGUAGCGAUGAUGAGUUAUAUGUCGUGGCAAAAUUUAAACUAGAAGGUGAUGCUCAAAAUUGGUAUCAAAAGAAUCAAGAUAAAAUAUGUGAUUGGAAAACGUUUAACCAAUUACUAUCACACAGAUUUCCGGUAAUACUACCAUCCAAUGACCGAGAAAUAUUACGCCAAUUAGCCGCGCGUAAACAAGCAUGGAAUGAACCAAUUUCAAGAUUUUAUCGUGACAUAAUGAAUUUAUGUGAUAAAUACGAUUCCAGUAUGGCAGAUUCAUCACGAGUUGGCUAUUUACAAACAAGAAAAAGUUAUUAUCAAUUAGCCAAUAAGACUAAUAUGCAUUUUAUUGGCGCAGUACAACUGAAGGUUAGAAUUAAAUAUAUAACCAUCUGGGUUACGGCAUUGGUGGCGGAUUCAUUAAGUACCGAUUUUAUUUUGGGUAAAGAUUGGAUACGACCAUACCAAGGUGAUGUAUUAGAAAGCAGUCAGGAGAUUAGAAUUAGAACUAGAUCUGGUCCAGUAUCCAUACCAUUUGAUGAAGAUACAGAAAAUGUUGCGUUUGAUAUUAAACUUCUUCAUCCAAUUAUAUUAGGUCCACGACAAGAAUGUGAGGUUGAAGCACAAGUUCCCAUUUCAACAGCUGACACAGUUAUAUUUCAUCCAAAACAACAACUUCAACAUAAUC